This is a messenger RNA of Nicotiana tabacum (common tobacco), 762 nucleotides long. Lineage: Eukaryota; Viridiplantae; Streptophyta; Magnoliopsida; Solanales; Solanaceae. The record is from RefSeq and is a predicted model, not a curated record.
UUCCAGUAACGUUAAAGCGUAUAAAACCUCAGUAAGUGUGACGUCCAACUUAGCAUUUAACAAAUAAUAAUUCAGCAAUGGGAGAAGUUGAUCCAGCUUUCAUCCAAGAUGUCGAACACAGGCCUAAACUCCCCACAACUGAAGCUGAAGGUAUUCCGGUUAUUGAUCUCUCAGUACUGAAUUAUCCAGAUUUCUCCUCUGAGAAAUACUCCAAGGAAUUGGAAACCCUAGUGGCUGAGAUAAGCGAUGCAUCAAAGAAAUGGGGAUUCUUCCAAGUGAUAAAUCAUGGGGUACCCUUAGAGCACAAGGAAAAAAUUGAGUUGGCAUCAAGAAAAUUCUUUGCUUUGUCUAAGGAGGAUAAGAGAAAGGUGGGGAGAGAUGAGUUCAACCCUUUAGGAUAUUAUGAUACUGAGCACACCAAGAAUGUAAGGGACUGGAAAGAAGUCUUUGAUUUUGCUCUACAGAAUCCAACUAUUAUACCAUUUUCUCCUGAUCCUGAUGACAAACAACUGAAGCAGUUGAACAGCCAAUGGCCUGACUACCCACCAGAGUUCAGGUAAUAUUAACUUUGAAUUUAUGCCCCAAAAAGAAAUAGAUCCUCAUCUCUUUCACUACACUAUGCCUCAAAGGCUCAAACCCAACGAUAGAGGCUAGUGAAUUUUUUCGUGCCAACGUUGGUGGAUCCUUUGACGCCACACAAAAAGUAAGGGUUUUUGUGGAAACUAAAAAUUGAAUAAAAAAAGAAGUGAUAGCUUUAUUUUU